AUGAAUGGUGGUCAGACCAUUGUCAGAAUUCCAAUGGAUACUUCGGUGCAGAACAUGAUUUCGAUAAGGAAGAUAAGAAAACCACGAACCACUAUUGACCAAGAACAAGGGACUUGGGCAUUCUUUGAGACAAAACAAAUGAUAGACGCGUAUCGAUACCAAUGGUUGAAGAUCAACGUCUUUUCGCGAUGGACAGAAGCAACCAACCAGACGGUUCUCAUCUUAUUUGAUCUGGAUAUGGCUGUCAUGGAUCACCUUCUCCAAACCUUCAAGCAGGUAGAACCAGACUGCCUGGCCGAUCCAUUCUGGCCCUACAUUGAGCUGUCUGGCGAGGUCGCGCGAUUGCAAGACACCGCCGUAUGGCGGAUCCGCAACCAGGUUCGGGACAUUGAAACCCAUAGAGUACAAGGCAAGCCCGAGCCCGAGUAUAGGCGGCUCCACGACCUGGCGCGACACGCCAUUCACGUCAGCGAGAGCCUCGACGUCGCCGCCCGGACCCUGGAGGCCAUCAACGCACAGCACCACGACACCCAGUCGACAAGCCUCGACCGUAGGGCAUGGACCCGUGUCCGCCAGCGACUGCUGUUUCACAAGCAGCUGGUCGACAGUCUGCGCUACCGCUCCGUCUCCAACGAAAAGAGGCUGCAAAACGAGAUCCAGCUCGCCUUCAAUACGGUAGCGCAGUACGACUCGGCCUUGUCAGUCAAGAUUGGCGAGGCGGCCAAGAUUGAUAGCGCCGCCAUGAAGACCAUUUCUCUGCUGACUCUGGCCUUUCUGCCUCCCACUUUUAUCUGUGCUAUUUUCAGCAUGUCUUUCUUCAACUAUGAUUCCGAAGGUGGAUGGACAGUGUCCAAUCAGUUCUGGAUGUACUGGGCGUUUGCCGUGCCUUUGACACUGCUCACCUCGAUCGUUUGUUACAAGUGGCAAGACAUUACCGAAUUUAUUGAUCGGUUCAGAAGACAACAAGUGCAAGAGAAAGUCAUCCAAGAGAAAGACAGGACUGCGAUUUCGCCAAUAUAA
This is a messenger RNA of Pestalotiopsis fici W106-1, 1020 nucleotides long. RefSeq lists its product as uncharacterized. NCBI's taxonomy places the organism in Eukaryota, Fungi, Ascomycota, Sordariomycetes, Amphisphaeriales, Sporocadaceae. The record is from RefSeq and is a predicted model, not a curated record. Bases 1 to 1020 code for a protein of 339 amino acids. The transcript has 2 exons.